AAUAUCUUUGUCUGUGUGUGUGUGUUUGUGUGUGUGUGUGUGUCUCCCGUGUGGGAUGCUUCCCUCCCAAAGCACAACAAUAUAAAAGCUUUAGCCGAGGCUUUGGCCAGCCGUGCUUUGAACAGCCUCCGUCCCUGUUCCUUUCUCUAUCUCUCCAACUCCCCGUCCACCCAUCCAUCCAUCCAGGGAGCUCACAUCGGGAGGAUUCAGAAAUCUCCAUCGGCACCAAAUCCAGCAGCAGCCCCAGCAGCAACACCAGCACCACAACCAGCAGCAGCACCAUGGCCCCAAAGAAGGUGGAACCACCCAAGAAGCCGGAGCCCAAAAAGCCCGAACCCAAGAAGGACGCUCCUGCCGCUGCCAAACCGGCCGCCGCUGCCCCCGCCCCAGAGCCAGAGAAGCCCAAGGAGCCGGACUUCGACCCCAAGAGCAUCACGCUGAGCUUCACAGCCGACCAGAUCGAGGAGUUCAAGGAGGCCUUCCAGCUGUUUGACCGCACGCCCGGCGGCGAGAUGAAGAUCACCUUCGCGCAGUGCGGCGACGUGAUGCGCGCCUUGGGUCAGAACCCGACCAACGCCGACGUGCUGAAGGUCCUGGGCAAGCCCAGGCCGGAGGAGAUGAGCAGCAAGAUGGUGGACUUUGAGACCUUUCUGCCCAUGCUGCAGCACAUCUCCCGCUCGAAGGACCAGGGCAACUUCGAGGACUUUGUGGAGGGGCUGCGCGUCUUCGACAAGGAGGGCAACGGCACCAUCAUGGGCGCCGAGCUGCGGCACGUGCUGGCCACCCUCGGGGAGAGGAUGACCGAGGACGAGGUGGACCGGCUGAUGUCCGGUCAGGAGGACGCCAACGGCUGCAUCAACUACGCUUCGUUCGUCAAGCACAUCCUAUCAGGGUGAGAUGACUUGAGACUUGCGCACAAAAACAAGACAAAACCAAAAAAAUGGACAAAACUGAAUUGUGGGUUUUGAAUGAAUCUGAUGUCACUUUGUAACUGGACACAGUUUUUUUUGUUGGUGAAAUGGGAGAGCAUGCCCUCCAUGUGCAUGUGAUGCUGCACAAAUUGUAAUAAAUAAGAUGAUCAGCUGUGAAAUACUGGCCGUUUUUCAGAGACGCACACAAUGUAAUCUGUGAAGUGUGAAAGCUAGUAAUUACAAAUACCCUCCAUGCCACGCCAGGAAAAUGGAACUGGAAUGUGGAAUAAUUAUUUUGCUGGUUGUACAUUCCAGUUCCAGGGGUGGUCACAUGCAUCAGAAUGUACACAGAUUAUGUUGACGUUUUCUCUGGCGACUUCCAAGAACUGUAAUCCUUGUGUAUGCAUUACAAAUCACUAGAUUUAAUGAAACGGUAAUGAAAUGGUUUUAUAGUCAAAGAGUGCUUUACAUCCAAGGUUUCCCAGUGCCAUUAAAUAACAGCAGUGCUAACAUUAA
This is a messenger RNA of Alosa alosa (allis shad), 1427 nucleotides long. Its product is annotated as myosin light chain 4-like. Gene Ontology annotation, molecular function: calcium ion binding. NCBI's taxonomy places the organism in Eukaryota, Metazoa, Chordata, Actinopteri, Clupeiformes, Clupeidae. Bases 282 to 896 code for a protein of 204 amino acids. The record is from RefSeq and is a predicted model, not a curated record. The transcript has a single exon. Gene Ontology annotation, cellular component: myosin II complex.